This is a messenger RNA of Dendronephthya gigantea, 996 nucleotides long. RefSeq lists its product as uncharacterized. The transcript has 4 exons. The coding region runs from base 1 to 996 and encodes 331 amino acids. Gene Ontology annotation, molecular function: oligosaccharide binding. The record is from RefSeq and is a predicted model, not a curated record. NCBI's taxonomy places the organism in Eukaryota, Metazoa, Cnidaria, Anthozoa, Malacalcyonacea, Nephtheidae.
AUGGCGCUAGCACGCAGCGGACCAGCAACUCAGCAACUUCAACAAGCCAUUUUCCACAGACACGAGAAACGAUUCUUGGCGAAUCAUGUCAUCGAACGAAAACAAGCAGAUUCGGAGUUGGAAUGCGGUUUGCAUUGCGUUGGACAUGAAUCGUGUGCGUCUGUUAAUUAUAAAACGUCUGGAAUUGGUAAAGGUCUGUGUGAGCUAAACAAAAGGAAGACUCAAGAAACAUCCGAUGUCGAUGAGGAAACAAACCCUGAAUUCAAUCAUCUUGUAAAGCCCAGUAAGGCAGGGUCGUGUAAAGAAAUAUUAGAAAGGAACAGUUCACAUACCAACGGUGUUUACAUGGCAGAAAAUAAUAUCACGCUCGACGAAUAUGAUGUUUAUUGUCACAUGAAUCCGAUAUCUGGAUGUGGAGGAGGAGGCUGGACCCUAGUGAUGAAAAUUGAUGGGAAUAAGAAUGAUUUCAACUAUAACUCUUCAUAUUGGACCAACAAGGUAGUCUACAAAAUACAAGAUGGUCUGGAAGGCUUGACAGAAAAACAAACAAAGUUGGCUUCCUACUGGAACACACCGUUCCGCAAGAUUUGCCUCGGAAUGAAAGUCAAUAAUCAGACCAGAUGGAUAGCGCUGGACUACGCCGCAAGUUCGUUAUACAACGUGAUCGGAGAAGGUAGUUUCAAAAGCACAAGUGCCGGGAAGGAAACUUGGAAAUCUCUCAUCAAUGGUUCAGCUUUACAAGAAAAUUGUAACAGAGAAGGAUUUAAUAUCAAAGUGGGCUCAGGAUCAGGAUAUUUUUCAAGCUAUAUUCACGUCCGGAUUGGUGUCGUGGCAAACAAUGAAAAUGAAUGUGUUUCUUGUGAUUCGUGCAUUGGUUUUGGUACCUCAGCUGGGUGUCAUGACGAAAUAAGAAUGACGACAUGCGGUAAUAACGCCAUUUGUACUUACCUAAACAACAAAAACACACCGGCUUUUGGAUUUAUUCUUGUACAGUAG